AUGGAUACAGAAGACAUAGGUUCAGGUAAACUAGGCCAAAUAUUGAAGCAGAUUUGGAGAAAAAACCUGAUGCUAAAGCAGGCGCUCCUGGGUGAAGACCAUUGUGAAGGGGCUGGCGGGGCCACUUGGAUAGCCACAGUGGUCUUUCUGGGUCAAGAACUCAGUGGGGCCCUUCACCAACUCUUGGAACACACUGCAGGGACUCUGCGCUCCACCUGCCAGCAGCUGUAUGUACUGCUUGACAAAGAGAAUCAUUGUACCUGGAGACAAGAAAUCAUUGCAUUCAUAGAUUGCCUCAUGAAAAGAAGUGAAUAUUUGGGGAGCACUGCUACAUUUCUAAAGAAAGAAGAAAAGGAGAUGUGUAAUUUAUGCGGCAUGCAUGAUGAAUGCACUCCACUGCAGACAAUGUCUGCCAUUCAAGAUAUCAAAGCAACAGACAUUGCUGCAAGAGGGGAACAAAAUGUCAUAGAAACAGCUACUGUUUCUCCCACAAAUGGAGAGGAAAGUCAUUACACAAACCAGGUCCAGUUAAAAAAAAAUAAAAUACAUAGGAGUUCAGAACUAGUGGGAAAAGAAAACAAUACAUCAUUGAAGGGAGAUGUAACAGGGCAAGAAGAGUCACAGAACAAAAUGUUCCCAGAUAAUGCAGUAAAUGAAGAUGAUAAACAAAUAGAACACAUGACUAUUGAGAACAUAAAUGGCAACAGGGAAGAGACGCAUGACAUAAUCCAGACAAGAGAAAGAGAAAUUCAGGAGACCUCAGAAAGCCAAAGUGAAGAGAUUACCACAUCCUCAACAACAUGUGAUAUCUCCAGUAAAUAUGUGAAUAGUCCUCUUCCCAGUGAUUCAGAGACUCUAAAGCAAAAGAAUAACAUCAUGGAAAAGGAGUAUCUUGAUGUGCUGAGUGAUGAUACUCUCACCCAAGUGUCUUGUUAUAUUACAGCACCAUCCUAUGUUCUACAACAUCUAGAAUGCCGGAUAAUUAAUAACAUGAGUUCUUUAAUAGUGAGUGAUAAUGAAGAGUUGGUCAGCAAUGUUAUCACUGUAGAGUGCUCACAUAUGGAAAAGAGAAUUCCAUUUCCAAUAUGCAUUGCAAUUCCAUUUACUGCACGUUACAGGGGAAAUUACAGAGACAUCAUGGUGAAAGUGUCUGAUGUAGACCUUCAAGCAAAUUACCUGACUCCAAAUUCACUGGAAGGAAUGAGAGGAAGUUACAAGGUGACCUGUGCUGAAGUGAAAGUUUAUAAGUUGGGUAUCUUUUCUGUUGUGUCUUGUUUAAAGAAAGAGUCCUUUACAGUAACAAAGAAAGGCCUUACUCUUAAGCCAAGCAUGGAUUCUCGAAUAUCCUUAAAUUAUCCUCCAGGAGUUUUCAGCUCACCAGUGCUUGUACAAUUAAAGGUCCAACCAAUUGACCCAUCUCUGGUGGCAUAUUUAAAAACUCAGAAAGAUACUUCCUACUCAGUACUAUCCACAAGCCCUCUGAUUCAUGUUCAGCACCCAUCAACACAUCUUUUCCAGAAGCCAAUCACUGUAUUCCUACCUUGUUCUCCACACCCUGAUAAAAAAAAUCUUCGGUCUGAGAUAGAUCAUAAAAGAACAGCUAGUGCCACAACAAACAGAAUCAUACCUUUAUACCUCAACUGGACAAAAAGCACUUCCAUAAGAAAACCUGGGAACAAUGCUCGUGAAUCUUUGAAAUUAUUGGGAUUCAGAAGCCGAGACAGUGGUUGGUUUGUGCUUGAUGGUGUCGUGGUGAGAACCGUGCAAAGUGGCUUGAUAUCAUUUGAAUUGUGUGAACAUUUAGAGAGGUUUAUAGUGCUUCAACCGUCUUCCAUUGUGGACAAUAGCUAUUUGGUUUCUUUUGUGAAGUCUUUGGAGGAAGCCAUGCUCAGCACCACUGUUUGCAUUGUACUUUAUCACCAGAAAGACAACCCACAUAGAAUCAUUAUUUUAGUGGUGCCUUCUAAAGAUUUACAUCAGGUGCUUAGGAACUUGCACUUGGAAGCGUGUAGUGGUCCUCCAGAGCCAUCUCACCAUUUCCAAGUGAAAGAAGGAGAACAACUCCUUUUAAGGUUUACUGGAAACAUAUUUGCUUCAAGCAAUGGGAAGGAUUAUGGAAAAGACUACAAGCUUAUUUUUCAUUUACAAAGGAAACCUAGACUGGAACUCCAAAUCAAAGAGGUGGAUGAAUUUGGAAACUAUAGCUGCCCUCAUUAUAAGGGUACCAUUGUAGUUUAUAAAGUACCUAAAGAAAAGAUAGUCCACAACUUGGAUCAAUCUCUUGUACUUAACGAAAACAAUGAUCAGUUGCCAAUUUGCAAAUUACCAUUGAAAUUGCCAAAGCAUGAAAAAUUAAUCAACCGUCCACAGAGUACCAAAAGAAUUUCUACAGAUCCUCUAGAAGCCCUGUGGGACAACUUGCUCUACUGGCUGGCAGACGAGCUCUCAAAAGAAAACGCCCUGUGUCUCUCCUCAUCCCUCCCCCUUCGCCGCAGCACCAUUCAGCUCAUCAAACUGAAGAACCCUGAUGAUCUCACAGAACAGACCCACGAACUUCUUUGCUUUUGGAAAAGAUCACUCCCAAAUUCCACGGACAAACUUCGCCUUCUGGCUCGCCAUCUCCGCAAGAUCGGCAGGAGUGACCUUGCAGAAGAGCUCAAAUUCAAGUGGGAGAAUAAAGUGUUCACUGAACCUCAGCAGUGGUCUGAUGUGGCAGAGUUCAGCCCCGUUACUCUUUCUUUUGCCCUAGAAAAGGGGUCAUAG
This is a messenger RNA of Balaenoptera ricei (Rice's whale), 2763 nucleotides long. It is a transcript of the gene DTHD1, whose product is annotated as death domain containing 1. Bases 1 to 2763 code for a protein of 920 amino acids. Gene Ontology annotation, molecular function: protein binding. The transcript has 10 exons. The record is from RefSeq and is a predicted model, not a curated record. Gene Ontology annotation, biological process: signal transduction. Lineage: Eukaryota; Metazoa; Chordata; Mammalia; Artiodactyla; Balaenopteridae.